UUACACGUGUGAGAGAAAACGCUACGGCGAGUCUCUAAAGGUAAUUUUUCCGAUAUACGAUUCUCCGGCGAAAGAAAAAAGAAAAAGAAAAAGAGGAAUCGAUGAAGAAGACCCCGGCGAGAUCGAACGAAGCUGGUAAAUCUCAGAAACCUCCAUUCAGACCUGCCGUAGAUGACACCAAACCUGUUCUUCAGGACCCCAUUCUGAGAUCCGAUCCAAUGGAGACAGAAGAAGCUGUGCUGAGAUUGCCUCCUUUCCCAGUGAUCAGGCCAUCUGAAUCGUAGCUGCUCGGAUUAACUAGGUCUUUUUUAUCUCAUUUGUUGACUGUUUUGACAUUUUGAGUUUUGUUGGUGAUUGUGAAUGGGGUUGUUGAUGCCUGCUUGAUAA
Molecule: messenger RNA, 387 nt
Organism: Camelina sativa (false flax)
Lineage: Eukaryota; Viridiplantae; Streptophyta; Magnoliopsida; Brassicales; Brassicaceae
Source: RefSeq, a predicted model, not a curated record